Bicyclus anynana (squinting bush brown) is the source of this 1577-nucleotide messenger RNA. RefSeq names its product facilitated trehalose transporter Tret1. Gene Ontology annotation, molecular function: transmembrane transporter activity. Lineage: Eukaryota; Metazoa; Arthropoda; Insecta; Lepidoptera; Nymphalidae. The record is from RefSeq and is a predicted model, not a curated record. Gene Ontology annotation, cellular component: membrane. The transcript has 7 exons. Gene Ontology annotation, biological process: transmembrane transport. Bases 188 to 1543 code for a protein of 451 amino acids.
UUUUAUAAUCAUUACGUGCAAACAUGGUAAUAUAAACAUUAUUCUGUUCUCAUUUGCACAGAUUUAUCAUAACAUGAUCAUAAUCUUAACAACGCAAAUACUAUUUACUGCAAGGCAGUAAGAAAUAAGUGUAUGUGGAUAUUGUAUAUUGUAGUUGUCAAGUGCUAUAAUUAACAGGUGCAUUGAAAUGUUCAUGAAAAUAAGUGGAAUUCAAAGACAAGUACUUAUAUCGUCAUGUUUGUAUCUGGGACAAGCUUUAGUUGGUUACUCCAACUCUUGGCCAGGGCCAGUGUUGCCAAAACUCCGAGACCUUCGAACAUCACCGCUUCCGUAUCUACUGACUGAAACACAGCUAUCUUUAGUCGCUACUUUCAUGUAUUUAGGGGGCAUAAUAGGUCCAUAUAUAGUGUUAUGGCUCUCAAACGUAAAAGGAAGAAAGCCAUGCUUUAUACUAGGAGGAGUUAUAGUGUCUAUAGGGUACAUAAUGAUGGUAACUACUAGAAACUUUGCACUAUUGCUAAUUGGGAGAUAUCUGCUUGGUAUAGGGAUUGGAGCUAUUGCAAUAACCAACUUGGUCUACAUUGGUGAAAUUGCAUCUGCAAGAAUUAGAGGAAUACUUCUAACAACUCUUGGAAUAUUCCAGACAAUAGGUUCAAUAGUAUUAUUUGCUACUGGACCAUAUGUAUCUUACGAAUGGACGUGCUAUAUUGCUCUUAUUGUGACUGUCGUUUUUAUAUUCUGUAUAUUAUUUAUACCAGAGACACCAAUUUUCUAUGCGCUGCAAGAUAACGAUGAAGAAUUAAGAAAAGUAUUACAAAACUUGGAUAGAAUGGAAGAUAUGAACGAAUUGCUAGAAGCGAAAGAGGAGCUAAAAAUGAGAGACACCAAAAGGGAUUGGAAAGACCUGUUUUCCAUUAGAAGCAACAGAAAAGCCUUGUUUGUGGUCGUCGUCAUAAAUCUUUUGCAACACGGCAGCGGCGUUUUGGCCGUGUUAUUUUUUUCAGCCACUAUAUUCGAUAUGGCUGGAUCGUCUAUAAAAUCCAGUAUAUCUAUGAUCAUUAUUGGAUGUUUCCAGCUAUCGGGUAGUAGUGUUACACCGAUUUUUAUCGAAAGAGUCGGGAGGAGGGUUAUUUUGAUAAUAUCUAGUACGAUAUGCUCCUUGAGUAUGUUCAUACUUGGUUUAUACUUCUACCUAGACUACAAUGAGAAUCCAGUAAUCACUCACAUAAAGUGGUUGCCAUUAGUGUUACUGAUAGUGUUCUAUGUAGCCUAUGAUUCUGGUCUCGGCAUAAUCCCAAAUGUUAUAAUAGGGGAGAUGUUUACGAGCAAUGUCAGGAGCAAGGGCUCCACCGUGACCAUGACCACGUCGUGGCUGUUUGGGUUCGCUGUAUCAACUGCUUUUGGUGCGCUGUUGGAGGCUGUUGGUGGUCACGUGGCCUUCUGGUUCUUCUCCGCUACGUGUGCGGUAGCAGCGCUGUUCACCAUAUUCUUCAUACCAGAAACGAAGGGGAAAACUUUGUUAGAAAUACAAAAGGCUUUAUAAAGUUGUCUCUCUUCUGUUUUAUUAAUGGCUGAAG